GGCGGGUCCCGGGAGAUGGCGGCGGGGGAGCGCCCUCUCGCCCUUAAAGGGGCGACGCUGCCGCCGUGGCGCCCUACGGCAGGGACCGACCGCGCUCCGGGCAGCCGCGGCCCCUUUAAGCGGCGGCCGCUCCCGCGGGCGCAGCGCACGGCCAUGCUGCGGGGCCGCUGGCUGCUGCCCGCCGCCUCGCUGGCCCUGGGGGCGGCCCUGGUCGCCCGCCGCCGCCGGGCCGAGGGCGAUGGGGCGGAGGGGCUGCUGGCCCGCCUGCCCGUGGUGCCCGCCGUGGCGGCGGCCGGCGCGCCGGUGCUGCCGGGCUCGGGUCGGGCCGAGCUGACCAAGUACGGGCUGCCCGGGCUGGCGCAGCUGCGGAGCCGCGAGUCCUACGUGCUGUGCUACGACCCGCGGAGCCGCAGCGCGCUCUGGGUCAUCGAGCAGCUCAACCGGGAGACGCUCGGCGGCGCCUCCGACCGCGCCGGCUGCGAUUUCCAAGAGGACGACUCGGUCCAUCAGUACCACCGCGCCACCAACGCCGACUACCGCGGCAGCGGCUUCGACCGCGGGCACCUGGCCGCCGCCGCCAACCACAAGUGGAGCCAGAAAGCCAUGCAGGACACUUUCUACCUCAGCAACGUCGCCCCGCAGAAUCCUCAUUUAAACCAGAAUGCCUGGAAUAACCUUGAGAAGUACAGCAGAAGCUUGGCAAGGAACAACAAGAACGUCUAUGUCUGCACAGGACCCCUUUACCUGCCCAGGAUGGAGGCCGAUGGGAAGAUGUACGUCAAGUACCAGGUGAUUGGGAAGAACAACGUUGCUGUCCCCACUCAUUUCUUCAAGGUGCUCAUCUUGGAAAAGGAGAGUGGGGAGAUUGAGUUGCGCUCGUAUGUGAUGCCCAACAGCCCUGUGGAUGAGAAAAUCCCCCUGGAACAGUUCCUGGUUCCCAUUGAGAGCAUUGAGCGAGCCUCAGGGCUCCUCUUUGUCCCAAACAUCUUGAAGAGAACAAGUAACUUGAAAGCCAUCACAGCUGGAAACAAGCGUUGAACCUCAGCUAAACAAAUCCAGGUACCCCCUGACAAGUGACUGACAGCAGUCACCUGCAGAAUAGUUCCUUGUGCAAUUUUAAAUGUGAGAAAUAAGAAUCAAACCAAUGCUUCUUUACCCUUCCCCUUGUUUUGCACAACAGUGAAACGCACACAUGCAGUAGGUCUCAGGUCCUGCAGAAGGCUCCUAGGCACUUGACCCCAUAGUAUGUCUUUAGAAUUUGCAGUAUGUAUGGAAUGCACCCCUGUAAUUGCUCCCUUUGAGUUGUGUUUGGCUCAUUAAGACACAAAGGGAAGUUACUUUAUUUCUGCUUUUAGCAGAGAAGAACGGGAGCAGGAUGGGGGAACAAGAUGGAUGCAGCGGGAGAGGUUCCUGCCUUUCUGUGGCCGAAGGAUUAUAUCAUUGUUUUCUUUCAGAGGAUGGUUUUAGCAGUAAAGCUUUGAACACUCA
Messenger RNA from Phalacrocorax carbo (great cormorant), 1488 nucleotides. The record is from RefSeq and is a predicted model, not a curated record. Lineage: Eukaryota; Metazoa; Chordata; Aves; Suliformes; Phalacrocoracidae.